This is a messenger RNA of Amphimedon queenslandica, 1560 nucleotides long. RefSeq lists its product as uncharacterized. The transcript is spliced from 2 exons. The record is from RefSeq and is a predicted model, not a curated record. Lineage: Eukaryota; Metazoa; Porifera; Demospongiae; Haplosclerida; Niphatidae. Bases 19 to 1056 code for a protein of 345 amino acids.
UCACUAUUCCUUAAUGCAAUGGACAAUAUCUCACUGGUUCUGCAGAACAAAAUAGAUUACUUAAUGAGACAGGUUAAUGAUAACAAUGUUAACAGUAACCUCUCACUGAUACAGGAUACAAUGAAUAGCAUAAUUCAACAGAUUAUGGUACAUGCUAAUAAUACCAACAGGUCUACAGAUGAACUACUUCAAUUACUGAACGCUAGUCUUAUUAAAGAUAUCAGUAUACCAACUGCUGCUGCUGUUAAUGAUGUACUACUAAUAGUCAAGGAAUUACUACAGAUACAGAAUGGAUCCUCUACUCAAACUGUUUCAUGCAAAGUUAUUAAAGCAGCUCAUCCAAAUAGUCCUUCUGGUUACUAUCAUGUUAAUGGUCACAAUACAUACUGCUAUAUGGGAGAGCUGUGUGGACAAGAUGGAGGAUGGACAAGAAUAGCUUAUCUUGAUAUGACUAUGAACUGUCCUUCUGGACUUCAGGAAUGGUUCCCUAGCUCAGGCAAAGGCAAUAGAGUUUGUAGGAGAAAGGGUAAUUCUGCUGGUUGUAGGUCUAAUGUAUUCCAAACAAAUGGUAUCAGUUAUAGUCAAAUAUGUGGUAAAGUGGUUGGAUAUCAAAAGGGAAGAACUGAUGGACUCAACAUUGGCAAUAUUAAUAAACCUUAUAUUGAUGGAGUCAGUAUCACACGUGGGUCACCUCGUAAACAUGUCUGGUCUUAUAUAGCUGGAAUAAGGUCUGAUGUCAAUACAGGUGCUACCUGCCCUUGCAAUGCUGGAGCAACCAAUACAGUUCCAUCAUUUGUAGGAGAGCACUACUAUUGUGAGUCAGGAGCAAACAGUGAGCCUUCCCUUACUACAGUAUACACUGGUGAUCCAUUGUGGGAUGGAAAUAACUGUCCUUCAGUUGAAGCUCCUUGUUGUAAUGGUACUGGUCUUCCAUGGUUCUUUAGAGAUUAUGGUAAUGCUACCAUUACUGAUUACAUUGAACUGAGGGUGUGUGGGAAUGAGGUAUGGGGUAAUGAAGAUACUCCAGUUCAAUUGUAUGAGAUUUAUGUCAAGUGAAGAAACAAUUAAUAAUUAUAAGUAGUGCAUUGUCUUUGUUCGUAGGUAGUUUUAUAGAACAUUUUCAUUAGUAGAAAGAUAAUAAUAAUUAUUAUUGUGUAAAUAAAUCGUAACAAACAAUUUAAAAUUGAAAGCAGAGAUAUCAUAAACUACAAUACCUUGACAAAGUAUUUAUAAUGAAAGCAAAUGUGCUGUUAUUCAUUAAUAGUGCCAAUAUAAACACAAACAAAAUUAUAUAAAUAAAUAGAGCUUUAGAUAACCAUAAGCAGUGCUAGUAAAGAGAUGGAAAACAAGACAAUGUCAACAAGCUUUCAAAGUGAAGCUAAGGAUUUCAAUGAAGAAAUGAAGCUAACACAAAACACAGCCUAUCAACCAGUAGUAAAGACUGAUACUAGUACUGAAGAAGCAAUGUACUCAGAUCUUCAUGACUACUCAGAUUAUCAGCUACCAAAAGCUAAUGUUAAGGAUACCAAACCUCCUCAACAACCAGUGCAGUAUACUGUA